This is a messenger RNA of Mycetomoellerius zeteki, 1244 nucleotides long. RefSeq lists its product as uncharacterized. The record is from RefSeq and is a predicted model, not a curated record. The transcript is spliced from 2 exons. Bases 67 to 762 code for a protein of 231 amino acids. Lineage: Eukaryota; Metazoa; Arthropoda; Insecta; Hymenoptera; Formicidae.
GCAUCGUAGAAAUGUUCAAUUGAUCUGAAAAUGUACAUGAUGUGAAAUAUAAAUAUUACAUUGGCGAUGGUGACAGCAAAACCUACAAAAAUAUCGUUGAUGCAGAUCCAUAUGAAGAAAGUUGUAAAAAAAGUUGUAAAAAAAGAAUGUAUUAAUCAUGUGUCAAAGCGUAUGGGCAGCAGAUUGCGAAAGUGCAAAAAGAAUAAUAAAGGUCUUGGUGGCAAAGGAAAACUAACAGAUAAAGUUAUUAAUGACAUGUCACUUUAUUACAGUCUUGCGAUUCGCAAAAACAAGGAUUCCGUGAAUGAUAUGCAUAACGCUAUUUGGGCUAUACUUUUAUAUAAAAGUUCCACGGAUACAAAUCCUCAACAUCAAAAUUGUCCUGAAGGCGCUGAUUCGUGGUGCACUUGGCAAAAAGCGAAAGCUGAAGAUAAAUUGCAGGAAUAUAAGCAUAAGCCGGCUCUUCCACAUAAUGUUAUCGAAGCAAUAACGCCAAUUUUUAAAAAUUUGACCGAUAAAGAAUUACUGACAAGAUGCUUAGGUGCAUAUACACAAAAUAAUAAUGAAAGUUUUAAUAAUCUGAUAUGGAAAAUUGCACCAAAAGUAUUGCAUAGUGGAGUUUUCAUUGUCAAAAUAGCGGCUUGUUUAGCCGUAUGUAGGCCAUUUAUUAUUAUUGCAAAUUGUGGAAUUGUUAGGAAUAUGCAUUGGACCCGAAAUGACAAAUUAUGUUGUAAACGAGGAUCGGCGACGAAUUGCUGCUGAGAUGCGAACGCGAGCGGCAACGCACGAAGAAAGAAUACAUUUCAGGAAGGAUAUGAAUGCAAUAAAUGAUGCUGCCGAUGCUACAGACGAUUCAUUUUAUGGUCCUGGAAUAGAUUCACUAUGAUAAUUACAACUUGAGUUCUCUACAGAGCCGAUGGACCAUGUUUUGUGAACACGGAAGUCUACAAUGUUGAGCAACAUCGUCAUAUAUUUAUAUUUUGACAUAUAAAAAUUCUUAAAAUAUCUUCAAAGUAUACCCAAUUGAUACAUCAAUUCAUAUUUUUUCUAAAACUUAUAGUUACUUUUAAAAAAUUGACAAAAAAAGCCUUUUUUUAAAGCCUUUACUUAGGUAUACCCCCUUAAUUCAUAUGUACGUAACCGGACAAAACCUCCGGUUGUAACAAUUAUUAUUUUAAAUCGUUUGUAUUUCGUAUGAAGAGUUUUGAAGUGCAAAUAAAAAGGUUUGUAAGUCAUUCUAUUAA